Molecule: messenger RNA, 1692 nt
Organism: Naumovozyma dairenensis CBS 421
Lineage: Eukaryota; Fungi; Ascomycota; Saccharomycetes; Saccharomycetales; Saccharomycetaceae
Product: alpha-keto acid decarboxylase family protein
Exons: 1
Coding region: 1-1692 (563 amino acids)
Molecular function (GO): thiamine pyrophosphate binding; carboxy-lyase activity; magnesium ion binding
Source: RefSeq, a predicted model, not a curated record
AUGUCUGAAAUUACUUUAGGUCGUUACCUAUUCGAAAGAUUACACCAAGUUAGCGUCGAUACCAUUUUUGGUCUACCAGGUGAUUUCAAUUUAACACUAUUAGAUAAAGUCUAUGAAGUCGCAGGCAUGAGAUGGGCAGGUAAUGCAAACGAAUUGAAUGCCGCUUAUGCUGCCGAUGGAUAUGCUCGUAUUAAAGGUAUGUCAUGUUUGAUAACAACCUUUGGUGUCGGUGAAUUAUCAGCAUUGAAUGGUAUUGCCGGUUCUUAUGCUGAACAUGUUGGUGUCCUACACGUUGUUGGCACUCCAUCAACCACUUCUCAAGCCAAGGGUUUGCUAUUACACCAUACUCUUGGUAAUGGUGACUUUACUGUCUUCCAUAGAAUGUCUUCCAAUAUUUCUGAGACUACUGCUAUGCUUACCGAUAUUACUGCUGCUCCCGCCGAAAUUGAUAGAUGUAUCAGGACUACUUAUAUUGCCCAAAGGCCAGUUUAUUUAGGUAUUCCAGCUAAUUUCUUUGAUUUGAAAGUUCCUGCCAACUUAUUAAACACUCCAAUCGAUUUAUCUUUGCAUGAAAAUGAACCAGAAGCUGAAAAGGAAGCCUUAGGGAUGGUACUAGAGUUAGUUAAAAAAUCCAAAAAUCCAAUUAUAGUGGUAGAUGCAUGCGCUUCAAGACAUGAUGUCAAAGCUGAGACUAACAAAUUAAUUGAAUUGACACAAUUCCCAACCUUUGUCACUCCAAUGGGCAAAGGUGCUAUUAAUGAACAACAUCCAAGGUAUGGUGGUGUCUAUGUCGGUACUUUAUCAAGACCUGAGGUCAAAGAGGCGGUGGAAUCUGCUGAUUUAAUCUUGUCAAUUGGUGCCUUAUUGUCAGAUUUCAAUACUGGUUCGUUCUCUUAUUCAUAUGAUACGAAGAGCGUUGUUGAAUUUCACUCUGAUUACGUUCGGAUCAAGAAAGCUACCUUCCCUGGUGUUCAAAUGAAAUUUCUUCUAGAUAAAUUGAACUAUAUUAUUCCAAAUUAUGUUCAAAGUUAUAAGCCAAGACCUGUCCCAACCAGAGUACCAGACAAUGCGCCAAUAGGACCUUCCACUUCGUUGAAACAAGCAUGGUUGUGGAAUCAAUUAUCCAAGUUUUUAAAAGAAGGUGAUAUCGUCAUUGUUGAGACAGGUACUUCCGGGUUUGGUAUUAAUGAAACUACAUUUCCAAAGAAUGUGACUUGUAUUUCUCAAGUGUUAUGGGGAUCUAUUGGAUUUGCUACCGGUUGUACUCUCGGUGCUACAAUGGCAGCUGAAGAGUUGGAUCCUAAGAGGAGAGUUAUUCUUUUCACUGGUGAUGGUUCAUUGCAAUUGACAGUCCAAGAGAUUUCUACCAUGAUUAGAUGGAAUUUGAAACCAUAUUUGUUUGUUCUAAAUAAUAAGGGUUAUACUAUUGAGAAAUUGAUUCAUGGUCCAACUGCUGCGUAUAACGAAAUUCAACAUUGGGAACAUUUGAAAUUGUUAGAAACGUUCGGUGCCAAAGAUUAUGAAAAUUAUAGAGUCUCUACCACAGGUGCGUGGAACGAAAUGACUGGGGACAAGAAAUUCAAUGAAAACUCGAAAAUUAGAAUGAUUGAAGUUAUGUUACCAGUUAUGGAUGCUCCUGAGUCUUUGAUCAAACAGGGAGAAUUAACAGCCCAGAUUAACUCUAAGCAUUAA